CAAUAAUAUAGAUCAAUUUAUUUUUACAUGGUAUCAGAGCCAUAAGAUUUAGGCCUAUAUUCCUUUCUUUCCGGCGGGCAGCCGGCCGGCAACCAUACCUUCGCUGCCCGCUGGAGUUUUUCAACACCUCGCCGAAACAAACCCUAUCUAUUCAAUCUCUCAAAUUUCGAAAUCCAAAACCAACCAUGAGCUCUACAAUUGUAGUAUCACCAUCAGUGAAGAGCAAUCUCGGCAGAGGCAAGCCCAGAGCUUCAAAAUCGGUCUCCCGAUCUAACAAGGCCGGCUUCCAAUUCCCUGUAGGCCGAAUCGCUCGUUUCCUCAAAAAAGGCCUCUACGCCCAGCGAGUCGGCUCUGGUUCUCCCGUCUACCUCUCCGCCGUCCUCGAAUACCUCGCUGCCGAGGUUUUGGAACUUGCCGGGCACGCUGCGAGGGAUAACAAGAAGAAUCGGAUUGUUCCGAGGCACAUUCAGUUGGCUGUGAGGAACGAUGAGGAGUUGAGUAAGUUGUUGGGGUCUGUGACGAUUGCGAAUGGAGGAGUUUUACCUAACAUUCAUCAGAAUCUUCUGCCGAAGAAGACUGGGAAAGGAAAGGGCGAGAUUGGAUCUGCGUCUCUCGAUCUGUCGUCGUCUCCGCCGGGAAGGCUCGUCGGAUCUGUCGCCUCUCCCAGAUCUGUCGGGACUUCGCCUGCUCCGCCACUGGAUUCUCUCUCCAGGCCAUGGAUUCGAGCCACGUGGCCCUGGUGGCAUUACUCCUCAGAUCCGAGGGCUUCGAGUACCAUCGCUGUGAUCACAACAUAUCCAUGGGGAUGACUGUGAAAUGUAUGAAUAUAUAUAUCUGUUAACAGAAGCGACAUCACAUGGCCAGGCGUUUGUUAACAGAAGUCUGAAUUUGUUUCUCCUUCCAACAAAUACCACUUUCUUUGUGAGCUGUAAAUCAGAACCUUGAAAACCCACUUAAAAUUCUUUUUCUUUUUUUUUUUUUAUUCUUUUAUUCCAUCUUCUUUGAAAAGAAACAACAAAUACCACUUUCUUUGUGAGCUGUAAAUCAGAACCUUGAAAACCCACUUAAAAUUCUUUUUCUUUUUUUUUUUUUAUUCUUUUAUUCCAUCUUCUUUGAAAAGAAACAACAAAUACCACUUUCUUUGUGAGCUGUAAAUCAGAACCUUGAAAACCCACUUAAAAUUCUUUUUCUUUUUUUUUUUUUAUUCUUUUAUUCCAUCUUCUUUGAAAAGAAACAACAAAUACCACUUUCUUUGUGAGCUGUAAAUCAGAACCUUGAAAACCCACUUAAAAUUCUUUUUCUUUUUUUUUUUUUAUUCUUUUAUUCCAUCUUCUUUGAAAAGAAACAACAAAUACCACUUUCUUUGUGAGCUGUAAAUCAGAACCUUGAAAACCCACUUAAAAUUCUUUUUCUUUUUUUUUUUUUAUUCUUUUAUUCCAUCUUCUUUGAAAAGAAACAACAAAUACCACUUUCUUUGUGAGCUGUAAAUCAGAACCUUGAAAACCCACUUAAAAUUCUUUUUCUUUUUUUUUUUUUAUUCUUUUAUUCCAUCUUCUUUGAAAAGAAACAACAAAUACCACUUUCUUUGUGAGCGGUAAAUCAGAACCUUGAAAACCCACUUAAAAUUCUUUUUCCUUUUUUUUUAUUAUUUUAUUCCAUCUUCUUUGAAAAGAAACCGUUCUGCACAAACAUUUUUUUUUUUAUUCUAUUAAAAGCAUCCCCACUCUCCCAAUUCCCCCACUCAUUCUCUCUCUCCUAUUUCUACUUUCCAACCAACCAUUUUUUUUUAAUAUUUCAACCCACUCUUUCACCCCGUGCUUUGAGCAGUGAUUGAUUUUAUUUUUUUUUUUAUUUUUUUUAUUUUCCUCUUCUUUGUUCAAUUUAUUUUUUAAAAAAAAAAAAAAAAAAAAAAAAAAAAAAAAAAAAAAAACAA
Camellia sinensis is the source of this 1933-nucleotide messenger RNA. The record is from RefSeq and is a predicted model, not a curated record. NCBI's taxonomy places the organism in Eukaryota, Viridiplantae, Streptophyta, Magnoliopsida, Ericales, Theaceae.